CCAGUAAGAGUCAAGAGAGAACUAUUUAAAGAGCGAGGCCCGGGUUCUGUAGACAAACAUCUUCCAAUCAGAGAGAGCCUCAAAAUAUCGCGCGGUGUGGGAUGUCGUGCAGGACCGUUCUUGGUUCCAUGCUCCUCUUCGAGCCAUGGCGCCGCCCCCUCCACCGCCCCUUCCCCUUCCCCUUCGCCUUUUUCCCUUUUCCUCCUGCUUCUAGGUCUAGGUUUCGGCCCAUUGGCUCCUCGCUUCGUUGCUCCAGUGGCGACGCCUCCUCCACCGCGCCUGAUGACCAGGGCCCUCCCCAAGAGGCCGUCCUCAAGGCCAUCUCUGAAGUAUCAAAGUCUGAAGGGCGGGUUGCACAAACCACAAACGUCGUUAUUGGUGGUACUGUGACUGAUGAUGCCACUGAUGAAUGGCUUGUUUUAGAUCAGAAGGUUAAUUCAUAUCCAAUGACAAGAGGGUUUACAGCGAUAGGCACAGGAGGUGAUGAUUUUGUCCAAGCUAUGGUUGUUGCUGUUGAAUCUGUACUUCAGCAACCAAUUCCAGAGGGUCGCGUUACUCAAAAACUAUCUUCUGGAGGCAAAUACGUGUCUGUAAAUAUUGGACCUAUUCAAGUCGUUUCCAGUGAACAGGUUCAAGCUGUUUAUAAUGCCAUGAGGAGGGAUGAUCGGAUGAAAUAUUUUUUAUAGGCCAUCACACAUUCCAUUGAACAAAGAAAAGCUUGCUGAGUUCUACAUCAGAGUGUUCCCUAAUAGCACACUCUUCAGAUUCUAGGUACAUUUCAUUUCUCUGCCAUCUUAUAUUAUAACCUGUUGUCAAUGCUUUAAGGUGUCAGAUAUAUUAUUAUAAAUUAAAUGUGCCAUCAUCAAGCUAAUUACAAACCCUUGGUCGUCUGAUGAUUUGUAAAGAGAUGUUCUCUUUGAUCACUAACCCUUGUGUUCAUUAUGUUAGGGUUGAGAGUGCUAAUUUAAAAUGUACUUUUACCGUGAGCACUUGCUUUUUAUUUAUUAUUAGAUAUAUAUUGUUUUUAAAGAAAAUCA
This is a messenger RNA of Dioscorea cayenensis subsp. rotundata (Guinea yam), 1037 nucleotides long. RefSeq lists its product as uncharacterized. The record is from RefSeq and is a predicted model, not a curated record. The coding region runs from base 102 to 686 and encodes 194 amino acids. NCBI's taxonomy places the organism in Eukaryota, Viridiplantae, Streptophyta, Magnoliopsida, Dioscoreales, Dioscoreaceae. The transcript has 5 exons.